UAGACAUUCUGUAGAUGUGGGUAAUCUCCAACGCAACCGCAAGAGGGAGAUUGCAUCGACUCGAUCUACUUCACGCAAAGGCAAAGGUAAAGCGCGGGCCGAGUCUUCUUUUCAAAGUCGAGAUGAUUUUGAAACGGAUUACCAACGGCGAGAUGGUAUGAUGAUGUCCGACGAGGAACUACAACACCUAUUGUCCCAAAAUGAUCCACGUUUUGCACAAGAACAACAAUUCCCGAACCCCAUCGAUGAAGAGGAGCUCGAGGAUGACGAUGGGGAGGACGACGCGGGGGGCGACGGGACUCCGGAUGAUGA
This is a messenger RNA of Cuscuta europaea, 312 nucleotides long. The record is from the annotation of a GenBank genome assembly. Lineage: Eukaryota; Viridiplantae; Streptophyta; Magnoliopsida; Solanales; Convolvulaceae.